AGAGAAGAGAAGAAAAAAAUUUCGAAGAAGGCGGGCGCCCGGCGGCUGUUUAUAUAGGGCAGAAUGACACGUGAUGAAUGACUAAGAUUAAGCGAGGUUUGAGCUGAGGACGAUGAUUGGCUAGAGAGCAACAGAGGUUAAAGCUUGUUAGUAAUGGAGGAAAAUAGUUUUACCGAGAACAGUACACGUGACGGACUGUGACCGGGGGCUCCAACGCUGGAAAAAAAGAUUAUCUGGGUUGGAAGCAGAAAAGGACGACGCAGCAGGCGACGUUCGACGAGGAUACCAGGAGCCGGACAGGAAGAUACACACAGACAGACGUCACGAUGAGGAACAAGGCGACUAGCUACCUCCGGAAACCGGUUUGUUUUUUUCCUUCUGAGCCCUCUCUGGUGUGCAAUGGCUAGAUUGCUAACCCUCGUUUUUUUUCUUCAUGGGCAACGGUAGAAAAUCCGCCAGUCCUGGAGCAAGUACAACCUGUUCAACAUCACGCAAGUCCGCCUCCCGUUCACAAAGUCAAGGACCUUCUUCCAGCAGAAAUGGUCGGCCAAGUCGCUUGCCCGCGGAUACCAUGGUGAGCAGGUCCGGGAGAGUCAAUGGGAGCGCAUGUUCUCUCGCCGGCUCCGAGCAGUUGUGCCCAUGGACCCCUUUGAUCUUGCCCGCAACGACGGUUCAAAAAACGCAGCCGGCCGUGGCUCAGGGAUGGACAAGGGGGAUAGAGAAGACGGUCGUCAAGUCCCGGACACGCCAUACAUGCUGAUGACAUUUGCACCUCUGGAAAGAAGAUUGGACGUUGCUAUAUUCCGUGCUAUGUUUGCAAGCAGUACCAGACAGGCAAGGCAGUUUGUCAUCCACGGAGGCGUAACGGUCAAUGGCAAGAAGAUGCAAUAUCCUGGGUAUCUAUUGAACCCUGGAGACAUGUUCCAGGUUGACCCUGAGCGAGUGAUGUAUGCUACUGGAGCACCCAAGGACAAGAGUCUACGCCGUGCCGGCCGUCUCAGACGACGGAUGGGCGCAAAGUCGAAGGAGGAGAAAGAAGGGGAAGUCGAGGAAACCAAGACAGAGGAGACCAAGGCCGAGGACAAGGAGCAAAAGAAGGAGGAAGGCAAAGACGAUGAAGACCCACGGCAGAUGUUGAAGGAGUUGCUUUCUGGAGCCAAGGGGAUCAUGACAUCGUCGGGGGACCUGCUCCCGGCCAAAAGAAGGCAGGCCAUCCGUGCUUUCCAGCGGUCCGUCAAGCAGGUGCUCUCGCGGUCAUCUACCACCACGACCAUGACAGACAACCUGGAGGCCCAGUUCCUCGCUCUGAAGAACAUGAUAGACGAGGAUACCAAGCGGGCAGCCGAAGCUGCAAAAAAGGCCGCUGCUAAGAAAGCAGAACAGGCCGCUCCCAACACUGAAUCACCCUCCUCUGCCACCGAGCCAUCAUCUUCCGCAUCACCCACUGCGCCAUCUCCUUCAUCUACUACUCCUAAUGCUGAUACCAUUUCUACUACCACGACGACGACGACGACCACCACCACCACCACCACUAACAACAACAACGACAACAUCAACAACCAAACCAGCCGAGAUAGCAAGUCCUCCAGCGAAAUUGAUGAUCUCGCAGCGUCCCUGUCCGACGUCGAGCUGGCCGACUACUCUCCCGCUGACCUGAAAGCCCUCAAGCUCGCUCUGGAGGAGAUCCACGAAAACCCCAUCGACAGCACGAAGCCGUAUGCUACCCCCUGGCGGCCUCGCGACUACAUGAGCCCCUUCGCCUUUGUGCCACGCUACCUGGAGGUCAACCACAACAUCUGCGCGGCCGUCUACCUGCGCCAUCCCGUGGCUCGCCCUGGCCGGGCAGAGGUGCCAACCCCCUUCAAUGAAACCAUCGGAGGCGCUGCCUUUGCGUGGUACCUUCGCCGGCGCUGAGGUCUGACGCCUGCCUGUAAUAAUACUACUACCUAUAUAGACUUAUCAUUCUAGACAGAACGAGGACAUGUACCAUAGCAUCAUCCUACCUCCUGCCUGCCUGCCUCUCUCUCUCUUCUCCCUCUCCCAGCGGUCCAGCCCUUCUGUAG
This is a messenger RNA of Trichophyton rubrum CBS 118892, 2063 nucleotides long. RefSeq lists its product as uncharacterized. Bases 607 to 1914 code for a protein of 435 amino acids. The transcript is spliced from 2 exons. The record is from RefSeq and is a predicted model, not a curated record. Gene Ontology annotation, biological process: positive regulation of translational fidelity. Gene Ontology annotation, molecular function: structural constituent of ribosome; rRNA binding. Lineage: Eukaryota; Fungi; Ascomycota; Eurotiomycetes; Onygenales; Arthrodermataceae. Gene Ontology annotation, cellular component: mitochondrial small ribosomal subunit.